AUGAAUCGUUUUAUCGCAAUGCAGCUUCCGCUUAUAUUAAUCUUUAUCUACUCGGUAUAUGGUAUAAAUAUACAAAGGCAAUCUGCAUUCGUUUACUCGAAUUUGCCCAGGUUGACGCUAAAAUCCAAUGGAAGACUGUGGAUGUCCGAUGAUUCCAUGCCAGAUGACUUUUUUAGCAAUGAAAAUCAACAUUACUUCAAUCAAGAUAAUGAUUUCUCCAGAGACAGACAGAAUUUAAGGGGCUAUACCGUAAAUCAAGUCACAAUUUUGGGAAGAAUAGGGCACAUUCAUGAUCCUAUUAGUUUUAAUAGAGGAAAAUGCAUUAAACUUUCAGUAGGUACUUCUGAGCGCAUGAAGAACGGGGUCGCUUUCACCGACUGGCACAGGGUUAUAGUUUAUGGCGAUAGGACUGUGGAUUACAUAUCUAACUUUGCAAACGUUGGUGAGCGAGUCCUGAUUAUUGGUAGCUUGCGGUAUUUCCAAAUGAACUCAGAUGGAGCGGAUAAUUCAUUCAGAAAGAUAGCUGAAGUAGCAGUUAAUACAUACAACGACGCUCAUAAGAUCAUCUUUUUAUCCAAGAAGAUGCGAGAAUCAAAUGGCCAGUUUGAAGAAUCAUUUAAUAACGAGGGGAACUUUGGAAUGGGAGGAGAGACUGAAAAUUAUAUCGAAUGA
Messenger RNA from Theileria equi strain WA, 672 nucleotides. RefSeq names its product signal peptide-containing protein. Gene Ontology annotation, molecular function: single-stranded DNA binding. NCBI's taxonomy places the organism in Eukaryota, Apicomplexa, Aconoidasida, Piroplasmida, Theileriidae. Bases 1 to 672 code for a protein of 223 amino acids. The transcript has 5 exons. The record is from RefSeq and is a predicted model, not a curated record.